AUGGGUGGCAACGGCAAGGUAUACAGUUUGGCCCAUGUCUCCGAACACAGCAGCCGCAAGGAUUGCUGGCUCGUCAUUGAGGGCAAGGUAUACGACGUGACAAAAUUUUUGGAUGACCAUCCUGGUGGUGAUGAGGUUUUGCUGUCAGCCACAGGGAAGGAUGCAACUGAUGACUUUGAGGAUGUUGGUCACAGUAGCAGUGCAAGAGCAAUGAUGGAUGAGUUCUACGUAGGUGAUAUUGAUACAGCAACCAUCCCUACCAAGACCAAGUACACUCCUCCUAAACAACCUCACUACAACCAAGACAAGACACCACAGUUCAUCAUCAAGGUCCUGCAGUUCCUUGUUCCCCUGAUAAUCUUAGGCAUGGCUGUUGGAGUCCGCUUCUAUACCAAAUCAACUCCAGCAUAG
This is a messenger RNA of Dovyalis caffra, 411 nucleotides long. The record is from the annotation of a GenBank genome assembly. Lineage: Eukaryota; Viridiplantae; Streptophyta; Magnoliopsida; Malpighiales; Salicaceae.